AUGUCGAAUGAGCUGUGGAUUGGUCUUGGUGCAGCUAUAGGCGCAACGGUUCUCUUCGGCACUGUCUUCGUUCCCGUUAAGAAAGUGGCAGCUGGAGACGGUAAGCAACAGACUAAAUCAUAUGCAAAUUUCUUAAAUGUUAUUGCACCACAUUUUAAAAAGUAAGU
Molecule: messenger RNA, 167 nt
Organism: Strongylus vulgaris
Lineage: Eukaryota; Metazoa; Nematoda; Chromadorea; Rhabditida; Strongylidae
Source: the annotation of a GenBank genome assembly